UGGGCGGUCAGUCUCAGUACAAAGAGUAUUAGAUACUGAGGUUGACUGAAGUAGCAUAACAAAUACGAACGUUUCCGAGAUAAUAGGAUAAUACGAUGCAUUUGUUUAAAGGCGCGAAAAUGUUUUGUGCGAAGACGUCUCGAAGAUGCAGGCCGGUUUAGUGUUUAUUUUAAGGUAAUGGUAAGGAUGGCCGUCGCGAUAGCACCUCCUCCGUAAAUUUGCUGCUGUUUUAUUAACCGAAUCGAAAAUCUGUGUGCCUAUAAAGUGAUAGUUUUGUGGUUUGAGUGGUACGAACCUGUGGGAGUCCUACAAAUUCUCGGUCGCUAGGUCGUAGAACUGUUUUUGCGUGACAACGCUUCACCUUUCACUUACACAUUCACUACACAACCUAGCUGGGAAUAUAACACACUAAUCACAACUUUGGCCUGGAAUUGCAUUGCACAACGCGGAGCGGCAGCGAUAUAUGGGCGACAAGCGACAGUGAUUAAGCGGAUCAGUGAUAUUAUUGGAGUGCAGUUCUAUCAUCUUUAUUUAUUUUUUAUCUGGAGGGUGGCUUGCCGCCUUGUGCAUUCCAACAGCUACCGUACCGAUAGUCAUGCGUACAUUUGACCGUUCGGUUGACGUUAUUCCCCAUCCUCGCAAUGUGUUUGGCGCAGUGGUAUAGUGGAGGGACUAGAGCGGCAUGCAUACUGUGUGUUCCGGGUUCCAAUCUUGGAGAACGUACUUCUGGUGUCCAGUGCAAUGUGCACUGUGAGAAGCAAAAGAAAAUCAGUAGCGAGAAGGUUCCCCCCUGACUUUGGUUUUGGAGCAUCUACAGCUGCUUAUCAGACAGAAGGCGCUUGGGAUGUUGAUGGCAAAGGUUGGUCAAUGUGGGACCACCUAGUUAGAACUGAUCCUAAUCAUAUCGCAAAUAGCAGCACUGGAGAUAUUGCGGCUAACUCUUACCAUAACUACAGAAGAGAUGUUCAGAUGCUGAAGGAAUUAGGUUCCAAAUAUUACAGAUUAUCAAUAUCGUGGCCACGAAUCCUGCCCUAUGGUCGAGGGGACUACGUGGAACCGAGAGGAAUCGCUUAUUAUAAUGACUUGAUCAACGAGCUCCUUACAAAUGGGAUCACUCCCUUCGUGACCAUGUACCACUGGGAUCUCCCUCAACACCUGAACGAGCAAGGAGGAUGGUUAAAUGAGGAAAUUAUUGAUUGGUUUGGUGAUUACGCCAGAGUCCUUUAUCAGAAUUUCGGAGAUCGUGUCAAGCAUUGGCUGACUAUAAACGAACCUUACAUCCAUUGCCUCUUUGGCUAUGGCACCGGCAUCCAUGCUCCUCGCCUCAAGUCCCCUGGAAUCUUCUUCUACGAGUGCGGAAGGAAUAUUCUUCUGGCGCAUGCCAGGGCAUAUCAGAUCUACAACGAAGAAUUUAGGAGCACACAGAAUGGACAAGUUGCAAUAGUGAUAAGCUCAGAUUGGGCGUACCCAGCUUCCGAUUUGCUAGAUGAUCUUGAAGCUACUGAGGACUACUUUGCAUUUCAUCUUCGCCAAUUCUCUGAUCCCAUUUUCUCCAAAACUGGUAACUAUCCGCAAAGACUGAUAGACCGUGUCCAAGCAGCCAGCACUGCAGAAGGUCUGUCAACUUCUCGUCUUCGCCCCUUCACCCAAGAACAGAUCGAUCUGAUCCGAGGAAGCUCUGAUUUUAUGGCACUUAAUAGCUACACUAGUAGAUAUGUGUAUCGGAACAGUUCAUUGGAAGGCGCUUAUGAAAUACCUUCGAAUGAUAAUGAUGCGUUCUUGGGCACUCAUAUGGAUGAGUCGUGGCCCCCUAGUGCCAGUCCUUGGACGAGGGAACACGCACCGGGUCUAUAUAACCUAUUAGUCUACAUUAAAAACAUCUACAACAAUUCUCCUAUAUAUAUAACGGAAACCGGUUUUUCGACAGUAGGCUCGGAUCUUAAUGAUGAUGGCAGAGUUCAAUACCACAGGAACUACUUGAAUUCUGUAUUGGAUGCGUUAGAUGAAGGUGUUGAUGUCCGUGGAUACUUUGCUUGGAGUUUGCUUGACAACUUCGAGUGGACGAUGGGUUAUACACUAAAAUUUGGUCUUUACCAAGUCGACAUGGAAGACGUAAAGCGGACCAGAACGCCACGGAAAUCAGCGCUCGUGUACAAGGAGAUCAUCAAUAGUCGUGUGAUAGACUAUGAGUACAACCCGGACCCGUAUGCUGACGGCGCUGUUGCCACAAGUGUAUCCAUUCUUUUAAUAUCUGUGGCAAUUUUUAAUAUUACGCUUUAAUAAUACGAAUAAUCUUAUUAGAAUUUUUUAUAGAUAAAUUAUAAUUUUAGAAGUAUUUGAA
Molecule: messenger RNA, 2341 nt
Organism: Cydia pomonella (codling moth)
Lineage: Eukaryota; Metazoa; Arthropoda; Insecta; Lepidoptera; Tortricidae
Product: myrosinase 1-like
Exons: 8
Coding region: 742-2280 (512 amino acids)
Biological process (GO): carbohydrate metabolic process
Molecular function (GO): beta-glucosidase activity
Source: RefSeq, a predicted model, not a curated record